UGAUGGCAACACGGCAGCAUUGUUCUGACUAAGUAAACGUCAAAAUUUUCUACAGAUAACAGAAACAGAUAAUAUCCUGUAAAUAUUAGAAAAUUUUGUAAAAAAAACAUUUACAAUACUUAAAAAUGGGUGACCAGUUCGAUUGUGCUUUAGAUUUAAUGCGACGCCUACCUCCCCAACAAAUAGAGAAAAAUUUGAGUGAUUUGAUCGAUUUAGUUCCAAGUUUAUGUGAAGAUUUGCUGUCUUCAGUAGACCAGCCUUUGAAAAUUGCCAAGGACAAAGAAACUGGAAAGGAUUACCUUCUAUGCGACUACAACCGAGAUGGAGACUCAUACAGAUCCCCAUGGUCUAAUACCUAUUAUCCUCCAUUAGAUGACGGUUCCAUGCCUUCUGAACGUUUGAGAAAACUUGAAUUAGAUGCAAAUCAUGCUUUUGAUCAGUAUAGGGAGAUGUACUUUGAAGGGGGAGUUUCGUCUGUUUACUUUUGGGAUUUGGAUCAUGGUUUUGCUGGAGUAAUUUUAAUCAAGAAAACUGGCGAUGGAAGUAAGAAAAUCAAGGGUUGUUGGGACUCUUUACAUGUUGUAGAAGUUCAGGAAAAGAGUUCGGGUCGGAAUUCACAUUACAAAAUGACUUCAACUGCCAUGCUGUGGCUUCAAACUAAUAAACAGGGUUCUGGAACAAUGAAUCUUGGCGGUAGUCUAACCAGGCAGAUAGAACAAGAUGCCACAGUAAAUGAAAUCAACCCACACAUUGCCAAUAUUGGCAGGAUGGUAGAGGACAUGGAAAAUAAAAUUCGUAACACUCUUAAUGAAAUCUACUUCAGCAAAACUAAAGAUAUUGUAAAUAGUUUGAGGUCUGUCCAAUCGCUGACUGAGAGCCGUCAACAGCAGGCUCUAAGAGAGGAUUUGGCUGCUGCUUUGCAACGCAGGCACAAUAAAUCUGACAACUGAUGUUUGCAGAUCUAUCACAUAAAUUUUGAAAAUGACGAAUAACACUUUGAAAUGAUCGAACCCAACUGAAUUUUCUUCUAUUUCUGAUGUUUUUUUGUCCCGCGUAAUAUCCUACGUAUCAUUCACUAAACUUCUUCCAGGUUGGGUAAACUGUCGAGCUUUGGUUAUAAAUCUUCUCAACUUUAGGAACAUUGCAGACAGUUAGUGCAAUUUUUCUCCUGUAGUUGGGUUAGAUGAAACAUUUUUGGAAAUGAAAGUGAAAGCCAAAAGUAAGACCUAAUUCAUUUCCUAAAAGAAAGCAUUUGUUAUAAUUCAUUUUAUUGUC
Leptinotarsa decemlineata (Colorado potato beetle) is the source of this 1275-nucleotide messenger RNA. It is a transcript of the gene cpb, whose product is annotated as F-actin-capping protein subunit beta. The record is from RefSeq and is a predicted model, not a curated record. NCBI's taxonomy places the organism in Eukaryota, Metazoa, Arthropoda, Insecta, Coleoptera, Chrysomelidae. Gene Ontology annotation, cellular component: F-actin capping protein complex; cytoplasm. Gene Ontology annotation, biological process: actin cytoskeleton organization; negative regulation of filopodium assembly; barbed-end actin filament capping. Gene Ontology annotation, molecular function: actin filament binding.